Messenger RNA from Nerophis lumbriciformis (worm pipefish), 1602 nucleotides. The record is from RefSeq and is a predicted model, not a curated record. NCBI's taxonomy places the organism in Eukaryota, Metazoa, Chordata, Actinopteri, Syngnathiformes, Syngnathidae.
AUGAACGUGCCCGGGAAACGGGAUACCCAACGUAUCGAGCGACCCGCUGGUCUUUUCCUUCCCACUUCGUUGAAAUCUGGAAUCGCUUUGCUAUACAAUGAGGACACCAACAAUUCCUAUGACGUCUGCCUGAAACUGACUAAAGAGGUAUUAACCAUACAGACGCUGGAUGUGGUUUGCACAAGAGGAAGUAAAUCCCAAGUAAAUCACAGAACUGUAUUACUCCGAAGACAAGAAACAGGCGGUCUGGGCUUGAGCAUCAAAGGGGGUGCCGAGAAUAACGUGCCUGUGGUUAUUUCCAAGAUUUUUAAAGAUCAAGUGGCCGAUCAGACAGGGAAGUUGUUCGUCGGUGAUGCUGUGUUGCAGGUCAACGGCAUAAAUGUUGAGCAUUGUACUCAUGACCAAGUCGUUCACCUCUUACGCACCGCCGGAGAUGAAGUCAUCAUUACUGUACGCUAUCUGCGAGAAGUUCCGUCAUUUCUUAAACUGCCUCUAGGUUCGCCUGGCCCACCUGGUGAUCACAGUGUUGACUCCUCCUCCCUUUUCGACUGCAGCUCACAUUUCAAUGGUGGCACAGAUUCAUCACUUCCGUCACCCUCCGCUAAUGAACCAAAGUAUGAGAAGCGUUGGCUGGAUGCCAUUUCCUUGCCCUUGUUGAUGGCCAGAGUCUCCAGAUACAAAGCUGGCACGGAUAAAUUAAGGUCGAACUGUUUUGAAGUCUUUGCCUUGAAUGGAGCCAGUCCAAAUAUUCUUCAAUUUUGCAGUGCAGCAGAAACUGCAGACUGGCUCCAGGCAAUAUCAACAAAGAUUAGUAACUUGACCCUGGAGAAUAUUAAGCUGGCUAACAAGUACAGUUCUUCAGAUGAUCAGAUUAUUCAUAUGGGCUGGGCUUGUGAAAGCUCAGUAGGCAGAGCUGCUUCUCAAAAAGCAACUUUCAAAUUCCUGGCUCUAAGAGGACAAUAUUUUCAUAUCUUCAGGAGACCACCGCUAUGUGCUGCUGAAUGGGGUCAGGCAGAAACUACAUAUAACCUCUAUGAGGUUCUUUUCAAGGUUCACAAGCUGUGGAUGACAGAGGACUGUUGGCUUCAGGCAAGGCUCUACCUCGGUCUGGAGCAUUCACUUGAGCAGCAGGACAAUGAGUCUCUUUGCUUCAGCAUUCUCAUCGGGCAUGGACAGAGCCACACCUUCAGAGUAGAGCUGGCGUCUGACCUGGCUGUCUGGGAAAAGUCUUUUCAAAGAGCUGUCUUCUUGGAAGUGCAGCGAAUAAGAGCAAAAAGCUACAUGUGCUGCAACAACGGGAACACACUGUGCUUCACCAUAGAUUUUGAUUCAGGCCUGACGUGUUUGGAUUGCUCCUCUAAUAUGAUACUAUGGCGAUAUAAAUUCUCUCAGCUUAAAGGCUCCUCUGAUGACGGAAAAACCAGGGUAAAACUUCUUUUCAAGAAUGCUGAAAGCAAGCAAAUAGACAUGCAGGAACUAGAGUUUGCCAAUUUAACUGCGGUCCUCCACUGUAUACACUCUUUUAUUGCAGCCAAAGUGGCAUCCAUGGACCCUCACUUCACAUGCAAUCAAAGCUUUAGUGUAAAUUAUACAAACAUAUGA